Messenger RNA from Sus scrofa (pig), 1515 nucleotides. Its product is annotated as olfactory receptor 2J3-like. Gene Ontology annotation, molecular function: olfactory receptor activity; G protein-coupled receptor activity. The record is from RefSeq and is a predicted model, not a curated record. Gene Ontology annotation, cellular component: membrane. Gene Ontology annotation, biological process: G protein-coupled receptor signaling pathway. NCBI's taxonomy places the organism in Eukaryota, Metazoa, Chordata, Mammalia, Artiodactyla, Suidae.
GUGAAUGAUGAUGGAAAAAAUCAAUGCAACUUUGGAAGGCUACUUUGUUCUACUGGGUUUUUCUAAUUGGCCUCAUCUGGAAGUAAUACUCUUUGUGGUUAUCUUGAUGUUCUACUUGAUGACAUUGAUAGGCAACCUGUUCAUCAUCAUCUUGUCAUACGUAGAUGCCCAUCUACACACACCCAUGUAUUUCUUCCUCUCAAACCUCUCUUUUCUGGAUCUCUGCUAUACCACCAGCUCCAUCCCUCAGUUGCUGAUCAACCUCUGGGGCCCAGAAAAAAAAAUUUCUUACAAUGGUUGCAUGACUCAACUUUAUUUCGUCCUUGCAUUGGGAUCCACAGAAUGUGUGCUGCUGGUGGUGAUGUCCUAUGACCGUUAUGCAGCUGUAUGUAGACCCUUGCAUUACACUGUCCUCAUGCACCCUCGUUUUUGCCAUCUGUUGGCUGUGGCUUCUUGGGCAAGUGGCUUUACCAACUCAGCACUUCAUUCCUUCUUUACCUUUUGGGUACCCCUGUGUGGACAUCGCCAAGUGGACCAUUUCUUGUGUGAAGUUCCAGCACUGCUUAGACUGUCAUGCAUUGAUACUCAUGCUAAUAAGCUGACCCUCAUGAUCACAAGCUCCAUUUUUGUUCUCAUACCUCUCAUCCUCAUUCUCAGCUCCUAUGGUGCCAUUGCCCGUGCUGUGCUGAGGAUGCAGUCAACAGCUGGACUUCAGAAAGUCUUUGGGACAUGUGGAGCCCAUCUUAUGGUUGUAUCCCUGUUUUUCAUUCCAGCCAUGUGCAUAUACCUUCAGCCCCCAUCAGGAAAUUCUCAAGAUCAAGGAAAGUUCAUUGCCCUUUUUUACACUGGUGUCACGCCUAGCCUCAACCCUCUAAUCUAUACCCUGAGAAACAAAGAUGUAAGAGGGGCAGUAAGAAGAUUAAUGGGGUGAGGUGAGCCUGUGUAUCUGUGACAUUAAUGGUAUAAUGGAGCAUCUCUUCAACCAUUGGUUCAUCUAUCCAUCUAUUCAUCAACCACUCUCAUUUCCUCACUCUCUCAGUACUUAUUGAGAAUAUACUGUCACAAGGUCAUGGAGUUUGUGGUGGCAGAUAUGAAUUAAAUGCAAUCUUCCUAAAUACUAAUCACUCUCUACUGGAGAAAAUAGCCAUGUAAAAUCAAGAUAAAACAUCAGUAUUAAUUUUCAGUGCAUAAACCUAAUCAAAAAUGAGGCAUGAAAUUUGUUGUAAAAAUUGAUAAAAUUCAGGUUAAUUUACUAUGGAAAGAUGAUAUUCUUAAUUUAAAAACCCUAGAGUAUGUUUUUUAAUUUCUUGCUUUUUAGGCAGAAUUUGUCAUAACAUUUGACUUCUAUCUUGGUUUAACAAAAGACAUAGUGAAACACUUUAGAUAUUUUCUCCAACACUAUUAUGCUAUUUUGAAUACUAGUGAAUAUUGAGAGGAAGUUUGGUUUGUAUUUUUUUUUGUCUUUUUUUAGGGCUGCUCUUAUGGCAUAUGGAGGUUCCCAGCCUAGGUGCUGAA